AUGGCCGCCCCACUCCACCCCGAGACGUACGAGACGCUGGGCCAGGCCUGGAUCUGGCCCAACAAGCAGCAGCAGGUCGAGGCCUCGGCCAGCGCCGCCGCGCGCACCGCCUCGCUUAAGCGCCGCUCCGGAGCCCAGCGCGCACUGCGCAAGAGCUGCAGCGAGCGGCCACUGAGCUCCCCGGUGCGGGCCAUGGAGCUGCUGGCCUCGGCCGGCAGCGCCAGCGCGCUGGACGUGGAGGACAGCACGGCCAGCAUCACUAGCAGCAGCAGCGGCGGCAACAACAACAACGACGCGGACGAGGACGACGAGCAGCGCCGCCAGCGCAUCACGGCGCGCGCCGAGGAAAUCCUGCGCGGCAAGCGCUGCGUCGGGAUGCUGGUCGGGGCCACGUGCCCCGUGUGCCUCACGGACGACGUGGACACGCAGCUGUCCGAGUGCGGCCACUUGAUCCACGCCAAGUGCAUCAAGCGCUGGAUCCAGUCGGGCACGUGCUGCCCCGUGUGCCGCGAGGAGGUCGUGGACGUCGAGGAGGCCUUCACGUCGCCGGCUAAGGGCCUGCACGCGUUGACCAAGGACCGGCUCACGUCGUCCUCCGAGGCGACGUUCCUGCCCGAAGACGAGGAGGACAACCAGACGGAGGACGCCGGCUAUGAGUGGGGCUGGUUCGAGGACUUCGACGACGACGCCGACAACCUAUCGGACUUCUCGGCCAACAGCGGCAGCGACAUGUUCUACUCGUCGCGCCGCUCGCUGCCGACGUUCCCGGCCUCGGCCAGCAUGCAGUCCACCGCCAACUCGGCGACGCCUAUGCUGAACCGAGAGAUGUCCGCCACGUUCGACAUGUGCCGGACGUUCCCGCCGCUGCGCGAGGCCUACGACACGCCCUACCACCAGAGCAGGUACGCGUGGAUGUGCGUGCUGCCGUCGCACCGCCACAUCGCGGCCAAGAUCCAGAUCCGCAGCUUCCGCAUCGUCGAGGCCAAGGGCUCCAAGGCGCAGCACGCCGAGUACCUCAUCGAGAUGCAGCUGGACGGCCGCUACUUCAGCCGCUGGCGCCGCUUCUCGGAGAUCUACCGCUUCGUGUCGUCGCUGGACCCGAACCAGUUCCGGCAGUCCAUGCUGGCGUGGCAGCCCAUCGACGCCAACAGCCGCUGGUUCAACCGCCUCGAGCUCAGCUACCUGCACAAGCGCUGCCGCAUGCUCGAGGAGUUCGCCCACGCGCUGCUGGUCGAGUGCUCGAACGCCCACCCGCUCGCCGAGCUGGUCGAGUGCUGAGCUUUCAGCUGAGGUGAAAGCCACCUAACUUAUAUUCGCAACAAAAGGUUUUGCAUCCUGUAGAUAAAAGAGUACUUAAGAGACGAGAGUAAUAGACUUUAACGACGAUAGAUGAACAUGAAACAUGCUGGAAGUGCAUCCAAAACUCAGCGACACC
This is a messenger RNA of Phytophthora sojae, 1435 nucleotides long. RefSeq lists its product as hypothetical. NCBI's taxonomy places the organism in Eukaryota, Oomycota, Peronosporomycetes, Peronosporales, Peronosporaceae. Gene Ontology annotation, cellular component: plasma membrane; membrane raft. The coding region runs from base 1 to 1278 and encodes 425 amino acids. The record is from RefSeq and is a predicted model, not a curated record. The transcript has a single exon. Gene Ontology annotation, molecular function: ubiquitin protein ligase activity; phosphatidylinositol binding; SH3 domain binding. Gene Ontology annotation, biological process: regulation of signaling; signal transduction.